AUGUCUAAGUGCGAUAAUUGUAAGAAAAGUAUAACUAAAUCUUCACUGGGUCUAGAGUGCAGUAAGUGCGAAAGGAUUGUGCAUCUGAACACAAAGUGUACAGGACUAAGCAACAAACAGAUCGCUGCACUGAAAGCUGCGCCCAGUCUGGAGUGGACGUGCCUAGAUUGCCAGCAAGAAAAUCCAAGACGUAACUCAUCCAUCAUCACCCCAGAUGAUGACGACGAAGAGGAAGAUACAUCUGUCCAAAUAAAUGCUAAAAAGUUAUUAAGUAACAUAACGAAAGAAGUUGAAAAAGCAAUCAAAAGCGAAAUGACGCAAUUAAGCGAUUCGCUGCAGUUCCAUAGCGCCAAGCUUGAUGAAGCAGUGGAGUGUAUAGAAGCUUUCAAGAAGACUAUUAAGGCACUAGAACGGAAGAAUACGGAACUAACUUACAAAAAUAAUAACUUGGAAACCCGUAUAGGUGCCUUGGAACAACGCCUCCAUGAGAUAGAACAAGAUAAGCUAGCAAAAUUUGUGGAAAUUGCAUAUGUACCUACCCUAAAAAAUGAAGACGUUAAAUCUGUGGUAGAAACAAUUGCUCUUAAGAUUAAUCAGCCUAAAGAAAACAUCAAAAGUGCACGGAGACUCCAGGGAAAAAAGGAUCAGACUGCUAGCAUUUUAGUAGAGCUCAUAGAUGAAAAUAUACAGGAAAACUGGAUUACUCUCGCUAAAAGUAUCAAACCUACCAUUGGAGAUAUUAUCCCUACGGAGAAAAAUAACAAAAGUAUUGUAUACGUGAGAGAAGCCAUGACAAAACUAAACAAACAAUUACUGUGGAACGCUAAACGUGAGUUAAAAGUCGGACAAAACUACAAGUACGUAUGGUUUAAAAAAGGAUUGGUCAAAGCACGCAAGAACGACGGCGAAAAAAUACAUACCUUAAGGAGCAUUAACGACAUAUACGCCUUAACCAAGGAU
Molecule: messenger RNA, 960 nt
Organism: Iphiclides podalirius (scarce swallowtail)
Lineage: Eukaryota; Metazoa; Arthropoda; Insecta; Lepidoptera; Papilionidae
Source: the annotation of a GenBank genome assembly